AUUAGUGAUACAUAAUAUUUGUUUACAUGCAUACUAUAUCCGCAACAUUAUAAGUAUUGGCUUGGGUACGCCGCGAAUCUGUCUUGGCAACCAGCCUCACUCACCUGUUAGCUGUCUGACUAGAAUCUCGCGUUUAUUGCAGUAACUUUUCAGUAGCGUUAAUUUUGUAUUUUUAAUAGUGGGUCCAAAAUGUAGUGCUCCCACUGUGUAAGUAUUAAGUUUGUAUAUACAAGCAUGAGCGUAAAUUAUGUAACCCCCCCCCCCAAUAAUCAAAACCGGCUGAUAAAAUCCAUAAUCAUUUCUCCUUCGAAAUAGGUGUUCAACCCAAAUUUACGCCCUUGAAUACAGGGGGGCAUAAUUUGGACGGUUUGUAUAUUACAUAAAAGGUCAAGAUAAUGAUGCAAAGUGCACAGCACAGAUACUGUUUGUUUAGGAAUAGAUAAUAAAUACACUUUUUAUAUGAUCGUUCAGGCUGGCAGACUGUUAUGGGUUAGGGGUGCCUAAGUAUUACUCGCGGGGAUUUUCCGCCCCUAACCCCGACAACGAGUCAUUUUGACCAAAUGGUGGCCAUUGAGAGUAUAACUAAUCUGCCUGGUUCAUAUGCAGCCUGAUAUCUCAGUAGCGGUUGGGUAAAUGCAGGGUUGAAUUUGUAAUUGUAUAUUUGUUAUUUGUUAGCCGGUGGCUCAUUCCUUUAUGACUUAGCUGGGCAGUACCUGUAUGUAUAUUUUCCCGCGUUGCUGUAUUUCUUAGUUGAUUUCUGUUUAAUUACCAAAUAUACACGGCCUUGGCCUGUCGUUUUAAUACGGUAGCCGCAACCCGAUCGUACACGUCGCCUUUCUGGGACACCAGUCCCGAGCCCGUUUCGCCAAUCCCGCCUGCCCUGCCCGGGCUGCUGGACAGAUGAUGGGAUCUGGCCGUAAAUGCCCGGACUGCGGCUCCUCCAACGUGGUGGAGGACGACCUGUACUCGCAGCCCCAGCUGGUGUGCACUGACUGCGGCUCCGUGGUGUCCGAGGGACAGCUCACCACCACCCGCAGUGAAGAGGUUCAAGGGACAAUUGUCCGAUAUAGUCAAAGUACAGCAGUUGACAAGCAGCCUUGCAGGAAUCAAAUUAAAGGCCUGAAGCGUGUCCGCGCACUCUGCCGCAUCCUGCGCCUACCUCCCGUCAUCGAGGAGACGUCAGAGAGCCUGUUCGCUCAGGCCUACGAGAGUACGGACUUCCUGCACGUCAGCCUGCCGAAGAAGGAGACGCUGGCCGGCUGCUGUGUGCUGCUGGGCUGCCGGAUGCAGGGCUGGCCCGUCACCAUGGGAACGGUCACCUCCCUACUGGACACAGACUCCUGCCUCAUGGGGACGGUGUAUAAGAUGGUGGUGAGCACCCUGAAGCUGGAGUCGCCCCACACCAACAUCAUGGACCUGAUGGAGGGCCACUGUCGAGAGUACCAUCUGAGCCCCCCAGGUGUCCCGGAGGAGUUCUGUGAGAGCGCGGACCGGCUGGCCAGCCGUGCCUCGGCGCUGGUAGAGCUGGCAUCGGACACCUGGCUGAUGACUGGUCGCCACCCGGUGCCGGUGAUGGUGGCGUCUGUGUACCUGGCCUGGCUCUCCCUGAAGCCCUCUCCGGCACGCCUGAAGCUCUCCCUGGGCCGCUUCUGCCAGAUGGCCAAGGUGGCGGUGCCAGGGCCGGCCUCCAAGCGCGUGACGGAGCUGAAGGAGGUACUGUGUCGGCUUGGCCAGGAGCUGCCCUGGCAGAAGGGAGCUGUUGUCAGCCCCCAGAAAGUGGCUGCGCUGGUCGGAGACGUCUUGAAGCAUCGGAUCUCAUUGCUGAAGCGGGCAAUUCGCAGCCACGAGGAUGCACUGGCCAUGGACUCGGUCUCUGGCACUGAGGGUCUGGAUGUGGCCAAUACCCCGAGUUCCACGCUACCCCUUUCUCUGUGUACCGAUGGUGUGGCCCCUAUUUGUGAGGAUCUACCGAUUGGCUCCUCCCCCUGUUCUGAAGGACAGCCUGAUUUCCACCAAUCACAGCUCCCUACACCCCAUGCCGAGGGCUGUCAGACGGCGCAGAGUGUGCGCGAUUCAGAGGAUGUGGUCGUCACGGCGACGGGAUCAGCAAAGAACCCAGAAGUGAGAGGGGAACCGGCCCGCGGCUCUGCAGAACACUGGGGCAAGAGGCACCCGUUUGUUCCCCCGUGCGCAAGGAACCCAUCAAAGAAACCCAGGCUGGCGGAGACGGGACCAGAGGUGACAGGAGAUGAGGAGAUUUCGGACAGCGAGAUCGAGGGGUACCUCCGCACACCACUGGAGAUGAGGGAGUUUGCCGAGACCCAGAUGAAGCUGCAGUCUGACAGUUACUGACCUUUCUUCUUAAACAAGGUUCAGGAUCACCUGCAGUCAUGAGUCGUCUGAAACUGGGAGUGUCAGACAGGGUCUGGUCCAUCUUCUCUGCUGGACCCCGUUACGUUUUCCUGCAAUGUGGCCUUGAAAUGGCUACGUUGUUCAGAUGUAUCGAAUCAUAGGGCUAUUUAGCGAGGGACUGUCGAGCGAGAAACCUGGCAGCCCACGGAGAGAACACCUGUUAAAAUCUAAUAUUGUAGCUUUUUGCAUUUUGGAACUCUUGUCAGAUGUGUGGAUAUACCUCAUUACUUCCAGGAGUGUGUUUUUCACAUUAUCCUUUGAACAAAGAAUAGAGUUUGCAUCAUUUGGAUGAUUCAAACGUGUUCAUGUUUUCUUUACUCAAGAAGACUAGAUAUUGGAACUAUUACUUGCUGCCCUUUUUUCUUUUUAAAUUAAAUCCUUAAAAUU
Molecule: messenger RNA, 2799 nt
Organism: Paramormyrops kingsleyae
Lineage: Eukaryota; Metazoa; Chordata; Actinopteri; Osteoglossiformes; Mormyridae
Gene: brf2
Product: BRF2 general transcription factor IIIB subunit
Biological process (GO): DNA-templated transcription initiation; transcription preinitiation complex assembly
Cellular component (GO): transcription preinitiation complex; nucleus
Molecular function (GO): TBP-class protein binding
Source: RefSeq, a predicted model, not a curated record